Erinaceus europaeus (western European hedgehog) is the source of this 930-nucleotide messenger RNA. Its product is annotated as olfactory receptor 2L5-like. The coding region runs from base 1 to 930 and encodes 309 amino acids. Lineage: Eukaryota; Metazoa; Chordata; Mammalia; Eulipotyphla; Erinaceidae. Gene Ontology annotation, cellular component: membrane. The record is from RefSeq and is a predicted model, not a curated record. Gene Ontology annotation, molecular function: olfactory receptor activity; G protein-coupled receptor activity. Gene Ontology annotation, biological process: G protein-coupled receptor signaling pathway. The transcript has a single exon.
AUGGAAACUUAUAAUCAAACAUCUACUGAUUUCAUCUUAUUGGGGCUAUUCCCAGCAUCAAGAAUUGGCCUUUUCCUCUUCAUUCUUAUUGCCAUCAUUUUCCUAGUGGCUCUCUUUGGCAACCUCUGUAUGAUCCUCCUUAUCUAUCUGGAUACUCAUCUACACACACCCAUGUAUUUCUUACUUAGUCAACUCUCCCUUGUUGAUCUAAAUUACAUUUCCACCAUUGUACCCAAAAUGGCUUCCAACUAUCUCUUUGGAAACAAGUCAAUUUCCUUUAUUGGAUGUGGGUUUCAGAGUUUCUUCUUCUUGAGUUUAGCAGGUGCAGAAACACUGCUGCUGACAUCCAUGGCCUAUGAUCGUUAUGUGGCUAUUUGCUUUCCUCUCCACUACCCCAUUCGGAUGAGCAAAAAAGUGUGUUUACUGAUGAUUAUAGGAUCUUGGAUGAUGGGGUCUAUCAACUCCUGUGCACACACUGUGUAUGCCCUCCACAUCCCUUAUUGCCGAUCCAGGUCCAUUAACCAUUUCUUCUGUGAUGUCCCAGCCAUGUUGACUCUGGCUUGUAUGGACACCUGGGUCUAUGAGUACACAGUGUUUGUGAGCACCACUCUUUUUCUUGUGCUUCCUUUCAUUAUUAUUGUCUAUUCUUAUGGCUGUGUUUUUCUAGCAGUCUACCGCAUGCCCUCAACAGAAGGGAGGAAAAAAGUCUAUUCUACGUGCAGCACCCACCUCACUGUGGUGAGUUUCUUUUAUGCACCCUUUGCUUACACUUACCUAAGACCAAGAUCCUUCAGAUCUCCAACAGAGGACAAGACUCUGGCUGUCUUCUACACUAUUCUGACCCCAAUGCUCAACCCUAUCAUCUACAGCCUGAGAAACAAAGAGGUGAUGGGGGCUCUGAGAAGAUGGAUUCAGAGAAUUGCUCUGUGA